GCGUGGUGUGGUGUGUCUGUGGGCGGUGAUUGGUCCUCACUGGUGUGGCCGUGUUCUGAUUGGUUGCGGCUGUUGCCUCUCACUCCCUGGCUUGUGUGGGAGAUGUUAUUCUGGCGUGUGAUUGGUGGGCGGUGUACGGCUGUGUUGCCGGGUGAUGCGGAAGUGUUAGUCGGGGCUGCGGGCGGAGCAGGUGUGGAUGCACGCGGAGGGAGAUCGGUGAGCGGGACUGAUCGGCAGAAAAUUGGGACGUAUUCUAGAGUACACGGAAGUGUAAGAGUUGGGGGGUCCCUUUUUCCCUGGGGCUCCCAGACAUGCUGUCUUUGAAGAAGUAUCUGACGGAGGGUCUUAUCCAGUUCACCAUUCUCCUGAGCCUGAUGGGUGUUCGUGUGGACUUGGAUUCAUAUCUGCCCUCUCACCUGCCCCCUUUGCACGAGAUCAUCCUGGGGCCUACAUCUGCCUAUACACAGACUCAGUUCCACAGCCUUCGUGGUACCUCUGAAGGCUAUGGGGUUCACCCCAAGAGUGUGGACUUGGACCAGUUUUUCACCUCCCGCAGACUGCUAAGCCGCAUGCGUGCGUUGGACAGACUGCAGGUGCCCAGCACAGAGCUUGAUGCCUGGUUAGUGCACAGGGAAGCUGAUGGCUCUGUGUCUAGUGCUCAGACUGGUUCCAGCCGGUCUGCGGACAGUCCUCAGAACCUCCCGACUUCAGAGAGCAGCCUCAGGGACAGCAUAGACAAUGAACCAGGACGUGCAUCAGAGGAACUGGGAGCGUCUGCUCAGUGUGAAAACACAGAACUUGUAAAAGAGGAAAUUGAUCCGAUAGAUAUUUUAUGGCUUCAGGAUAUUGACCUUGGAGCUGGGCGAGAGGACUUUGAGAGUCGCCAGAAUCACAAAGACAAUGAAGAUGCUUGGGAAUCCUUGGGUGAUAGCUCAGGAAGUGAAGACGUGGAACACAGAAUACAGGUGGAUGGGGAGACUGGAGAAAAUGUACCCCAGGAGGGCCAGACAGCGAUGUCAUUGGCAGAAUGCCUGAGUCUCCUGGAUGACACUUUCCAGUUUGAUUCUACAGAGUUUCCAGCUCCUGCCCCAACAAAUAUCUUGGAUACAGAGCCAGGCCAGACAGGUUUAGAACAAGCAGAUAGUCUGCUGUCUCCAUUUCUACCAAAUAUUGAUACCCCUCUGGACUUAGAAGAGCAGUGGCAGGACCUAAUGUCACUCAUGGAUAUGCAGCCCAUGGACAUCAACGGUUCAUCUGAGGACCCCUUAUAUCUAAGCAUGGACCCAUCGCUCCAGCAGAACGAAGGCAUUAAUCAAACAGCUUUUCAAGGUUGUUCUCAAAAUAUGUCUCUCUACAGUCCCCCCAUGGAGCAUUUUGCUGUCCCGGAAUCCCCACUGCCUCAGCUGUCCUCUCAUAACUCUACCGACCUGAAUUCCACUUUUGGGUUUACAAACUUUUCUGGAAUUUUGUUUCCUUCCCAGCAGAAUAGUACAGCUAAUGUAACGUCCACUAAUGUCCUACAAGACCCACUUGGUGGAAUCCUGGAUGAGGCUUUGCUGGAUGAAAUUAGCCUUAUGGAGCUAGCAAUGGAGGAAGGAUUUAGCCAGAUGCAGACCUCACAGCUUCAAGAAGAGCUAGAUUCAGAUUCUGGCCUCUCUCUGGACUCUCACCGUAGCCCAGUGUCACCUAGUGGGUCUGAGACCUCUUCAUCUUCCUGCUCAUCUUCCUCCUCCUCCUCCUCUUUCUCUGAGGAGGGAGCUGUAGGAUACAGUUCUGAUUCUGAGAUGGUGGAGCAUGAUGAGUCAGAAGAGUCCAUUGGUUACCAGCCAGAAUACAGCAAGUUUUGUCGAAUGAGCUCUGAGGACCCUAGCCAAUUUCAACGCUUGCUCUUUCUUGAGCAUGUUGGGCAUAAUCAUACCUACAAUAUGGUUCCUGAAGAGCCAGAGGAGGAACCUGAACCUUCAAUGGGAAGAGGCAGUAGAAGAUCUUCAGGGUUUAUAGACCGGCAAGCAGGGAGAGAUGAACAGAGAGCAAGAGCUAUGAAGAUUCCCUUUAGUAACGAGAAGAUUAUUAACCUACCUGUAGAGGAAUUUAAUGAGCUGCUGACCAAGUACCAACUUACUGAGGCACAGCUUUGCUUAGUACGAGAUAUUCGCAGGCGAGGAAAAAACAAGAUGGCAGCUCAAAAUUGCCGCAAGAGAAAAUUGGACACUAUUGUGAACCUGGAACAAGAGGUGAAGCGUUUAAGUCGGGAACGCAGCUCUCAGUUGAGAGAAAAAGGUGAAAACUUGAGAUCACUCCAGAGAAUGAAGCAGGAAGUGGAAAGCCUUUAUCAGGAAGUGUUUAGCCAGCUUAGAGAUCAAGAAGGUCGGCCAUACUCUGCUCAGCGAUACGCCUUACACUACACCAGCAAUGGCAACAUAGUACUCAUGCCACGCAAUGCAGAGGGCCAACAAAGCCGACGUUCAGAGAGGAAGGAUCGGAGGAAGUGAUGUAUAUGUAUUUGAACUCAGGAAUCUUACAGGACAGCGGGUGUGGGCUGUGCUUUCAUUCAGGCCUCUGUAUUAAACCUUUCACAUAAGACUGACCCCAUUGAGUGAUGAGGUAGCUGUCGACACAUACCGAGGGCCAGGGGCUUUGUCCUGUCUGUAUCUGGGCCCCGUCUGUCCAGGAAUGAGGAGGAGGCCAGCUGGGCCUGCGGACAGAAGCAUGCCCAGGAAUCGUACACUUAAGCUGAUAAAGGGGAGGUUGAAAACCAUUUUCCUUUUUAGUUCUUGAUCCUAUAAUGUCUAAAAUUUUAGGCAACAAUGUCAGGAUAUGAAGAGUCAGUUUGCAUGGGGGCCCGACCUGUCCUUUUUUUAAAUGGAUAUCUGGGCACAGUGCUAUAGGGUGGUCCCUGUAGUAUAUGAAGCGAUUUGGGAUGAGCAGCAUAACUGAUAGUCUGGACUCCUGAGCCUCCUAAAAACAAAGCAAACAAAGGUGUCUUUGAAAAUGGUUGUUAAAUGUAUAUUGAAUACGUUGUCUUCUUUGUUGUGUUCAGAUUUAUGGGGCUCAGAGAUUCCUGGCAAAGAUAACUGUUUGCAACCUUAAAAGAUUGGCAAGUCAUUUAUUUUUUAACUCUGCAAUCCAGUUUUUACCACUUUUAAGAGAUGCUUGAACCCCCAAAUUGCCAGACAGGGCAUGACCUGAUCACCGAAAGGCCAUGUGCCAGUGGUAGCAGCAUCCAAGAAAUGCCGUGGAAGAGGGCAGGAUGGUGUGUCUGUACUAUGAAUUCCUAUGUUUAGCAGGAAUUGUUUCUUGAGGGAUUAGCAGUCAGUAACUGGAUCCUUUUGCUCAUUCUAUAAAAUUCACGUGAUCAGUUAGGUUUAGAGUUUGCCAAGUAUGAUAACUAUGCACGUUCCAUAAUACAUCAUACUGGAACUAGAACAACAAUGUAUGGAAGGCUUUUUUUUUUAUUUUUAUUUAUUUAGAAUAAACUGAUUUUGUGAUAGACUCUCUAAACCAAA
Rana temporaria (common frog) is the source of this 3506-nucleotide messenger RNA. RefSeq names its product nuclear factor, erythroid 2 like 1 (gene NFE2L1). Gene Ontology annotation, biological process: regulation of transcription by RNA polymerase II. Gene Ontology annotation, molecular function: RNA polymerase II cis-regulatory region sequence-specific DNA binding; DNA-binding transcription factor activity, RNA polymerase II-specific. The coding region runs from base 312 to 2492 and encodes 726 amino acids. The transcript is spliced from 6 exons. NCBI's taxonomy places the organism in Eukaryota, Metazoa, Chordata, Amphibia, Anura, Ranidae. Gene Ontology annotation, cellular component: nucleus. The record is from RefSeq and is a predicted model, not a curated record.